Anneissia japonica is the source of this 5197-nucleotide messenger RNA. Its product is annotated as fibroblast growth factor receptor-like. Gene Ontology annotation, molecular function: transmembrane receptor protein tyrosine kinase activity; ATP binding; protein binding. Gene Ontology annotation, cellular component: signaling receptor complex. Bases 179 to 2806 code for a protein of 875 amino acids. NCBI's taxonomy places the organism in Eukaryota, Metazoa, Echinodermata, Crinoidea, Comatulida, Comatulidae. Gene Ontology annotation, biological process: multicellular organism development; positive regulation of kinase activity; cell surface receptor protein tyrosine kinase signaling pathway. The transcript is spliced from 20 exons. The record is from RefSeq and is a predicted model, not a curated record.
GUGCGGUAUUCUAACGUUAGUUUAUGGAGGGCUGGUCGGCCUAAUGCUUUAUGUAUAUGAUAUUAACUGUUGUUCUUUUUCUUUUCUCAAGAUGAUAGUCUUUGCACCUAUCUUACCUGUUGAAGCAGAGCUUGACUGGGUGAUGCCUAACACUAUCGUGUAAAAAAAAAGAUAAGAAAUGUAUAAAUUUAUAUUUCUUACCUUCUAUUGUGUCGCUAUGACGAUGAGCAUGGCAUUGGAAAGGUGCAGAAAUGACAGGCCUAACAAAGUCGACAGCAGUUCUCCCAUUCCCCAAAGUUUACAAGCCAUGGUGAUGGAAAAUGGGGCAAUUAAACUGUCGUGGCAACUACCAAAUAUUGGCAGUUAUAACUUACGAUGCCUAAAAAUAUACUAUCGCAAAAUGUCUGAGAAUUAUUGUUCCAAAGGUACUAUUCGUAUUGGUCAUAGUUGGACCUUGAAGAAUUUAAUACCUAAUACUGAAUAUGUCUUCUACAUUCGAUGUGAAACAGACAUAGGCAUGAGCCAUGCCUCAGACAUAUUAAUAUUCACAACACCAGUUGGCUCACCACAAGAAAAAUUGUACGAUAAAGAUAUCUAUUCGACCGCUGGUGAAAGAACCUCGUUAUUGUGUCCUAUCUCCGGCAACAAGUUAUCUUAUAAAUGGUUUAAGAAUGGAAGCCUUAUAGGAGUUGGUAAUGACCUGACCUUUCAGAGUAUUUCCACGUAUGACAGCGGGAUAUAUACCUGUGAGGUCGACAGUGAAAUGUACCAAUAUUCAAAACGACUCCAGUUGAAUCUUCAUGUUGAAGGAUGUAAUUCAACAAAAAGUAGGCCUUUAUCAAGAUCUCCUUCAUUGAUACCAACGAUGGAUUUUCAUGGCAACCAGAUUUCUAGAGUAGUCUACCUAAUCCAGAGAAAAUUCUCCAAUAUUACAUUUAUAUGUGCUGUGAAAGAGCCUAAUGUGGAGACGUUUGUUCGUUGGUAUAGGAAUGGUUUUAUGAUGCAAAAAGGACAUUAUUUUGAAAAUACGUUUUAUGCCUUCAAGUUAACAAUGACAAAUUUAGAGUCUUCAGGUUCCGCCAAGUAUUCCUGCCUUGUUUAUAAUUGCCAUGGUUACACAAAACGAGAUUUCCAUCUAAGAGUUGUUGAUUUCAUUAAAAUCCGAGGCAAAAUGCCUCAGAAAGCACUGCAAGGGAAAUCUGUGACAUUAUAUAGCUCUAUUGGAACAGAAUCAGGAAUCCAACUUUGGUUGAAGUGGACUUUUUCAAAUAUUACAGCAACUAUCCAGGAGGAAUAUUUACUAAGAAUAUGGUCCCUACUUUUAAAUGUUUCUUGUGAGGAAGCAGUGGCAGGGCUACAAGUGAAUCCUUCUCCAUUGGGGUGUCUUCAAGGGCAGAAUAGUAGUUUGCCUCUUGUUGGGUUGGUGGUGGCCGAUUCUGGCCUGUACACUAGUAUAGUUGUUAAUGAUGCAGGACUAAAGUUUGAAGACAUAAUACUAGAUGUCCAACCAGUUCCGGUACCUAUUCCCGUCACUGACAAUGACAUCAUCAUCUUCAUUGGACUUUGCUGUCUGUCCUUGGUGACGUUUCUGGUGAUUGUGAGCAUAUUCAUAUACAGAAAGCUCAAAACAAGACAAUUGAAUUCAAGGAACCACUUAAGUAAACUAGUUAUCAACAGCAUAUAUGAAAUCAGUGAUGUAAACCAACCAAUGGUUUUAGCAGCAAAAAAUGAUUCUUUACAAUCCAGUAUCUAUGGCAGGCCCAAAUCGAUAUCAACGGAACCAGAAUCACUCUCAUCCUACGCAUCAUCCUCAACAGAUGUCGAACUCCCGGACCAGUGGGAAUUUCCCUUUAAUAGACUCAAAAUUGGUCGAGUGAUUGGCGAGGGAGCGUUUGGUAUUGUACAUUUAGCCGAAGCAAUUGGUAUUAAAAGCAAAGCAGAAGUAUCACUCGUUGCUGUCAAGAUGUUGAAAGCACCACCAACAAAACAUGAUUUUCAUUCAUUUCUGGAGGAGUUACAGAUGAUGAAGGGGAUCGGAAGACAUCCUAACAUUAUUAAUCUUUUAGGAUGCUGCACCCAAGGUGGGCUGUUGCUUGUAAUAAUAGAAUAUGCAAAACUGGGCAACCUGCGUGAUUAUCUUCGACUGAAUCGUCCACCAGUCUGUAGUAACAGGUGCGUCAAUCACCUCAAAGUUGCGUUGCUUGUCAAAGAUUUAUUGUCAAUGGCCUACCAAGUUACUAAAGGAAUGGAGUACCUUGCAUCCAAAAUGUGUAUCCAUCGUGAUCUGGCUGCUCGUAAUAUCCUGGUGACGGAAGAUUUUGUUAUGAAAAUUUCUGAUUUCGGUUUUGCACGUAAUAUAAUGAAUAUGGAUUACUAUCGGAAGGAGACCGAGGGUUGGUUACCAAUCAAAUGGAUGGCCCCAGAGACGAUGUCCGAUUAUGUGUUCACCACACAGAGUGAUGUCUGGUCGUUUGGUGUGUUGUUAUGGGAGAUUAUGACUCUUGGUAUGACCCCAUAUCCAAGCAUUCCAACAGACAGGAUAUUGAAAUUUUUGAUGGAUGGAAAAAGGAUGAGCCAACCAUAUGGAUGCUCACUAGAUAUUUAUCAUGUGAUGGAAGGGUGUUGGCAAUUCUCUCCCAAGAAACGACCCACAUUUCCAGAUUUAGUCCAAGAUAUAUCUCGAAUUUUACAUGAAAAAUCAAAUCAGGAGUAUUUAGAUUUGGAUGUGGUGGUGGCGACGUCUUUCAGAAUGUCAUCAACAGAUAAAAUUAGCUGUACAAGCUCAGAGCUGCCAAUUAAUACAUAAAUAUUUUCCUGCCGGGCUAUGCCAUGGAGUUACCAAGCACCAGAUUCUGACUUUUUUUUUAUAUCACUUUUAUUCAUCAAAAAUAUACAUCAAUACACAUUAAAAAUUCAUAUGGAAUGGAGUGAAUAAAAGGAAACGAAAAACCCCAGAUUUGUCAAAUUAAAAGAACACGCAGGGGGUGCCGCAAGACAAAAACACCAUAAACAAAUUCGGACAUCAAAAACAAAGAAACACGAGGAAAAAAGAAGAACAAAAAGACAGUUCAGCGUCGAGGACCAGACAUUCCCAUGGCCAGAAGGCAGUGAAAUAGCAAAACUAGAUGUUGAAUAGAGGUGGGUUUAUCCAGGUGGGUUCAUCUCUGGCGUAAUAAAUGCUGUGAGAUGAAACUAAGGCAAUUUUUGAAAUAUUGUAUUUAAAAGGCUUAAAUGAUAUGGGACAGUUAAUAGAUUUAUGGAUAGUUUUAAGGCGUUUAUUGUUGUCAGAGUUGAACCCCCUAGAACCCACCUCCAGAGCAACAAAAUCAACCUUGAACCCAGAGCCGAGGAUGUCUGAAACCAAUGGGGCAUAUUUAUUAGUUUUUAAUGUGUGGGCGUUAUCAAUCUAUUUGGGUUAAGAUCCAGCUUCCAUGCAUGCCAGCUUGGAUUGAAGAAAUUUUCUCAUCAACAUCAACAACUGAAUCUCCUUUCAAAUAUCUCUUGAUUUCCUCACAUGUUUUCUCCAUUCCACCUCUACAAUUUGUACCUGCGGGCUCAAUUCCCCUCAUCCAUUCUUCCUAAGUGACCAAUAAGCUGCUAUUCUGUAUACAUGAUUUACUGACACUCUACAAUAUGUCUUCAGUUCCUCAGAUCUAAGCCACGGAAUCUUCCAUUACACAUGCUCCUGAUCAUUUUUGUAUCAUUUAGUUCUAACUUGAACAUAUCUUUCUCCUUAAAUGGCCAUGUUCACAACCUUCGUUACACUACACACACAAACCUGAUGUAGUAUACCCUUGGUUGGUAGUGGGAAAAUUCCCUCAACAAUAUGCCAAACUUGUUUUUCCUAAUUCUGUUUAUAACACUAACAUCUGUACCUUGCAUCACCCAGGUAGUUAGAUAGUUUCUGAACAAUGUCCAAAGGAUCAUUAUCAAAUUCUCCUACCUCGAUAUUUGAUUUAUCAACAAUCUCCCUCAACUGUGUAUGUUUUACAUUUAUACUGGUUAUUUUAUGUAAGUCUUACCUUAAUUCCAUUUCAACUUAUGUGCACCCAAAGAUUGCAGAAUUUAUAGAAAAUGGAGUUUCUUAAGCUUCCUUAAGACUGGUCUUAAGAACCCUACCUCUUAAGAAUUCCUUAAUCUAAUCAUUCCAAUCAACACUUGUUCCAUCUAAACUAAUCCCUCCAUGAUCAUACAAAGGGCAUUGGAAUUCCUCCAUGGUCAGGGCAUCGUCAUACAUAUAUUCAAGUUUUUUGAUAAAAAAUGAAAAUCGAAAGGAUUGUGUCUAAUGUUCAGCAAAGUUUAGUUAUCUGUUGGUGUGAGGAAUAGGUUCUGUGGAGGAGAUAACGAAAAGUAAAAGUGUAUUUCUUUCGAGUAAUUGACUGCAUCUCGCAUUAUUAAAAUUUACUAGUUAUUGUACCAAAUAUUUAAAAAACUCCGUUAAGGGCAUUAAAUGUUUGUUUUUUUUGGUUUUUUUUGUUUUUUUUUUUUUUCAUGGGAAGGGGGUUGGAAAGCCACUUAGAAAGUGAUUAAUUUUGCUAUUGGCAAUCCAGUCCACCUCCUGAAAACAUGUUUAAUUUUCUAGUUUUUUUUGUAUUGUUUUUUGAAUAUUGUAUUUUAUAUCAAGUGACAGAAUAAAUGAAAUUGAAUGAAUGUGAUUUUCAGUUUUUGUACCUAACAUUAGUUUUUGUGUCUAAACACAGAAUCAAUGUAUUUCGAUAUCAAUUUUCUGCACUAUCAGUGAAAUAAAAUUGUUAAAUGUAUUGUGUUAAGCUUUUUCACACUGACACAAAAUACAUGUGAUUUGCCCAUUUAAGGGAAUUAAAUGACAUCAUUAUUGACAUGGACAGAGUUCAUAGUAGAUAUGUUAGUGAGGUGAUGGGCUGGUUCACAGAACAUCUCAAGAAUGUUUUUUUUUUUUUUUGCAUUUGUGAUGAAACCAUCACCUUUAUCAAAAAGAAUUAUGCAUGUUUAUAGUAUUUAUUUUUACCAAACAUUUGUUACCCAAACCCAUUUAAACAAAUACAGUACUGAAUACUGUUAUUGUAUAAUUGUUUUGUAUAACUUUUAGUCUCUUUUAGUUUAGUUGUUUUUUUUCUUUCUCAUUGAAUGCACCGAAAUGUUGCGUGCCACUGAAACAAAAGUGUAUGUUCAGUUGAAUAAAUAAAUAAAAAUACAAAUCCCCAGAGAGUAUCUGUAA